Molecule: messenger RNA, 402 nt
Organism: Drosophila biarmipes
Lineage: Eukaryota; Metazoa; Arthropoda; Insecta; Diptera; Drosophilidae
Exons: 4
Coding region: 27-320 (97 amino acids)
Source: RefSeq, a predicted model, not a curated record
CUGAAUUAUCAGCAGUUAAGCUCAAGAUGUUUUUAAUAAUAUUGCUGCUGGUUGUUAGUGUGUUUGAUGGAAGUGAAAGUGGCUAUUUUGGGGAUCUCUUCAAGUGCAAUGAUCUGCUGCUAAGGUGUCGGGGAACUGAGUUAACAGCGGGAAAGUACGAUGACAUUGUACUUCAGAUUAAUCGAAACUGCAGUCAAGAAAUUGGAUCCCAGUGGAGCAACAUCACCCGAUGCGAAUUGGAAGCUACAAAAUGUUUAGUAACUCAGAUGAAUGGAAUGGAAUUAAAUUGUGAAAAUAUAGCCGACAUAAUGCAUUUGUGAAAGUUAAAUAUAAAAUAAAGAAAACUGUUAUUAUAUAUAUAUAUAUGAUAUGAUAUGAUAUGAUAUGAUAUGAUAUGAUAUG